AUGCACACCAGCGCCAGGGCCUGGGCUCUGCGCCUGGGCCGCGGGGUCGGGGGCGGCCGGCGGCCGAUGGGGAGCGCGGGGCCGCACGGAGCCACCCCGGGCCGGGAACGCGGGGAGCGCGGAGCGGGGGCCUCGCGACUCCUCGAGCGCCUCCUGCCCCGGCACGACGACUUCGCGCGCAGGCACAUCGGCCCCGGGGACAAAGACCAGCGGGAGAUGCUGCAGGCCCUGGGACUGGCGAGCAUUGAGGAGCUGAUUGACAAGACGGUGCCCGCCAGCAUCCGCCUGAAAAGACCCCUGAGGAUGGACGACCCCGUGUGUGAAAAUGAAAUCCUUGCAACUCUGAGUGCCAUUUCCAGCAAAAACCAGAUCUGGAGGUCAUACAUUGGGAUGGGCUAUUAUAACUGCUCGGUGCCGCAGGCCAUCUUACGGAACUUACUGGAAAACUCAGGAUGGGUCACCCAGUAUACCCCGUACCAGCCAGAGGUGUCCCAGGGCAGGCUGGAGAGCUUACUCAACUACCAGACCAUGGUGUGUGACAUCACCGGCCUGGACAUGGCCAACGCAUCCCUGCUGGAUGAAGCGACGGCGGCGGCUGAGGCCAUGCAGCUGUGCCACAGGCAUAACAAGAGGAGGAAAUUUUUCGUUGACCCUCGUUGCCACCCACAGACAAUAGCUGUUGUCCAGACUCGAGCCAAAUACAUGGGGGUCGUGAUUGAGCUGAAGUUACCCCACGAGAUGGACUUUAGUGGCAAAGACAUCAGCGGAGUCCUGUUCCAGUACCCUGACACCGAGGGGAAAGUGGAAGACUUCUCGGACCUCGUGGAGCGAGCCCAUCAGAGCGGGACUCUAGCCUGCUGUGCUACUGACCUUCUAGCCCUGUGUAUUUUGAGGCCACCAGGAGAAUUUGGGGUGGACAUUGCCCUGGGAAACUCACAGAGAUUUGGGGUACCCCUGGGCUAUGGGGGACCCCAUGCAGCCUUCUUUGCUGUCAGAGAAAACUUGGUGCGAAUGAUGCCUGGAAGAAUGGUUGGGGUGACGAGAGAUGCCAGUGGGAAAGAAGUGUAUCGCCUCGCUCUUCAAACCAGGGAGCAGCACAUCCGGAGAGACAAGGCCACCAGCAACAUCUGCACAGCGCAGGCCCUUUUGGCAAAUAUGGCUGCCAUGUUUGCCAUCUACCACGGCUCCCGCGGACUAAAGCACAUUGCAAGGAGGGUCCAUAACGCCACUCUGAUUUUGUCUGAAGGUCUCAAGCGUGCAGGGCACCAACUCCAGCAUGCCUUGUUCUUCGACACCUUGAAGGUUCAGUGCGGCUGUCCACCCAAGGAAGUCCUGGACAGGGCCGCCCAGCGGCAGAUCAACUUCCGGCACUUUGACGAUGGGACACUCGGCAUUUCACUUGAUGAGACAGUCAACGAAAAAGACCUGGACGAUUUGUUAUGGAUCUUUGGCUGUGAGUCAUCUGCUGAACUGGUUGCUGAAAGCAUGGGGGAAGAGGCAAGAGGGAUCCCAGGGACUAUGUUGAAGAGAACGAGCCCGUUCCUCACGCAUCAAGUGUUUAACAGCUAUCACUCAGAAACAAAUAUCGUCCGGUACAUGAAGAAAUUGGAAAACAAAGACAUUUCUCUUGUUCAUAGCAUGAUUCCACUGGGAUCCUGCACCAUGAAGCUCAACAGUUCUUCUGAACUCACACCUAUCACAUGGAAAGAAUUUGCAAAUAUCCACCCUUUUGUGCCUCUGGACCAAGCUCAGGGUUACCAGCAGCUCUUCCGAGAGCUUGAGAAAGAUUUGUGUGAACUCACAGGCUACGACCAAAUCUCGUUCCAGCCUAACAGUGGAGCCCAGGGGGAGUACGCCGGGCUGGCCACCAUCCGGGCUUACCUGGACCAGAAAGGAGAGCCACACAGAACAGUUUGCCUCAUUCCUAAAUCAGCACACGGGACCAAUCCGGCAAGUGCCCACAUGGCCGGUAUGCACAUACAGCCAGUGGAGGUUGACAGAUAUGGGAACAUCGAUACUGCCCACCUCAAGGCCAUGGUGGAUAAGCAUAAGGAGAACCUGGCAGCCAUUAUGGUCACGUAUCCAUCCACCAAUGGCGUGUUUGAAGAGAACAUCAGUGACGUGUGUCAGCUGGUCCACCAGCACGGAGGACAGGUCUACCUCGAUGGGGCCAAUAUGAAUGCUCAGGUGGGACUUUGUCGUCCUGGAGACUUUGGGUCUGAUGUCUCACAUUUAAACCUUCACAAGACCUUCUGUAUUCCCCACGGAGGAGGUGGCCCGGGCAUGGGGCCCAUUGGAGUGAAGAAGCACCUUAUCCCCUUCCUGCCCAGCCACCCUGUCACGGCAGCUACGCUGGAUGCAUCUGCGCAGCCGGUGGGCACCGUGAGUGCAGCCCCCUGGGGCUCCAGCUCCAUCCUGCCCAUUUCCUGGGCAUACAUCAAGAUGAUGGGAGGCAAGGGCCUGAAACAGGCCACAGAAGCUGCCAUAUUAAAUGCCAACUACAUGGCCAAGCGACUGGAAAAACACUACAGAGUCCUUUUCAGGGGGGCAAGAGGUUACGUGGCUCAUGAGUUUAUUUUGGACACACGACCCUUCAAGAAGUCUGCAAAUAUCGAGGCUGUGGACGUGGCCAAGAGGCUCCAGGAUUAUGGAUUUCAUGCACCUACCAUGUCCUGGCCAGUGGCCGGGACCCUCAUGAUUGAGCCCACCGAGUCAGAAGACAAGGCAGAGCUGGACCGAUUCUGUGAUGCCAUGAUCAGCAUCCGGCAGGAAAUCGCCGACAUCGAGGAGGGUCGCAUUGACCCCAGGGUCAACCCACUGAAGAUGUCUCCACACUCUCUGACCUGCGUCACAGCCUCCCACUGGGACCGGCCGUAUUCCCGAGAGGUGGCGGCAUUCCCUCUGCCUUUCGUGAAACCAGAGAACAAAUUCUGGCCGACCAUUGCCCGCAUUGACGAUAUCUACGGAGACCAGCACCUGGUGUGCACCUGCCCCCCCAUGGACGUUUACGAGUCCCCGUUCUCCGAGCAGAAGAGGGCCUCUUCCUAG
Messenger RNA from Elephantulus edwardii (Cape elephant shrew), 3048 nucleotides. It is a transcript of the gene GLDC, whose product is annotated as glycine dehydrogenase (decarboxylating). The transcript has 25 exons. Gene Ontology annotation, biological process: glycine decarboxylation via glycine cleavage system. Lineage: Eukaryota; Metazoa; Chordata; Mammalia; Macroscelidea; Macroscelididae. Gene Ontology annotation, cellular component: glycine cleavage complex; mitochondrion. Bases 1 to 3048 code for a protein of 1015 amino acids. The record is from RefSeq and is a predicted model, not a curated record. Gene Ontology annotation, molecular function: glycine dehydrogenase (decarboxylating) activity; pyridoxal phosphate binding; glycine binding.